AUGUCUUACUCUAAGAUCCUUCUCAUCUCCGCCGUUCUGGCCGCUGUCGAAGCCCGCUUCGGCCAGGAGCAGGUCCCCGUUCAAGCCGUCUCUUCUCUGCAGGCUGGCAACCCCGGUGAAGCCGCCACCCUCGCCGGAGGCAUCCCGGGUGUUCUCCUCGCCGCCGCCGACCCCUGCGACAAGUUGACUCUCGCCGACAAGAUCGCCGCCCUCGGUACCGGUGCCGACGUUCUCGAGGCUGCCAAGGGUGUCGUUGCCGCCGAGCAGAACUUCAACCCCUUCGUCGUCAGCGUCCCCAGCAUCUGCGGCGAUGCCUCUCUCCCCGCCACCGAGGCCCUUCGAGGCAUCGUGCCCCUCGUCGACCCGGCCGUCACCGGAUCCGAUGCCGAGAACGCCAACUCGGCCACUUCUCUCCAGAACCCCUUUGACGCCACUGGUCUGUCUGUCGCCGAGGUGAUGCAGGCUCAGGGCUUCUCCAACUUCACCGUCAAGGGCCAGGCUGCUGGUGGUGCUGCCGCCGGAGGCAACGCCAACGCCGGCAACAACAACGGCAAUGCCAACACUGGUAACGCCAACACCGGUAACGCCAACAACAACCAGAACAACGGCAACAAGAACAACAACAACAAU
Messenger RNA from Colletotrichum acutatum, 630 nucleotides. RefSeq lists its product as uncharacterized. The annotation marks the transcript as partial. The transcript has a single exon. NCBI's taxonomy places the organism in Eukaryota, Fungi, Ascomycota, Sordariomycetes, Glomerellales, Glomerellaceae. The record is from RefSeq and is a predicted model, not a curated record.